AUGCGUCGCCUUUCGAGCGCCAGGGACAAGCUGUUCCGGUCUUCGUCCCGGACUUCAUCCCAGUCCAAGAAAUCCGAGAGCUCUCGUGGGCUGUCAUCGAGCACCUCUGGUCCCUCAUCGUACCCCGGGCCAAACAACUUCAGCGACGCCGCCCCGCCCGCCUACACACCUGCGUAUCAACCCGCACCCGCGCCCGUAUUUCUAUCGCCACCCUCGCAUGCACCCGUGCCCGUACCUUCACCUGUACCUGCACCCGCGCCCGCGCCUGCCGGUGUCUACGGAGGCGUCUCCGAUGGCGACCGCUACGCCAACUUGGCCAAUUUCGACACCAUCUUGCUCAUCGACGAUUCUGGAUCCAUGGCCGGCAGCCUCUGGAGAGAGGCGCAAGAUGCCCUGAAAUCCAUCGCCGAGAUUGUCACAAUGUACGACGAGGACGGCAUCGACAUGUACUUUUUGAACCACAAGUCUAGCCAGACACCCAGCGACAGGUACAAGGCCAAGGGCGGUUACUACAACGUAGCCAGAAAAGACGUGAUCGAGACGAUUUUUGGCAAUGUCAGCCCUUACGGUGCCACCUACACGGGCAGAAGAUUGGAACAAAUCCUCCUCCCUUACAUGAGAAAGUUGGCAUCAGCCAACGACGUUGACGAUGUCAAGCCCAUCAACCUGAUCGUCAUCACCGACGGUGCACCCUCCGACAACCCUGAGCAGGCCAUUCUGCAGGUUGCCAAAGCCCUCGAUCAGCAGGCCGCGCCAUCCUACCAAGUCGGCAUUCAGUUUUUCCAGAUUGGCUCAGACAGCUCCGCCACCAGUGCGCUACAACAACUAGACGAUGGCUUGGGUCGCUACGGCGUUCGGGAUAUAGUCGACACGGUGUCGUGUCAGUGGGAGGAUGCAGGAAGGCACCGUGCCAAGAGGCUCACGGGUGACGCCAUCCUGAAGGUUGUCUUGGGCGCCGUGGACAAGCGACUCGACGAGCAUCGACUCACCAACAAGAAGUAG
Messenger RNA from Metarhizium brunneum ARSEF 3297, 1002 nucleotides. RefSeq lists its product as uncharacterized. Lineage: Eukaryota; Fungi; Ascomycota; Sordariomycetes; Hypocreales; Clavicipitaceae. The record is from RefSeq and is a predicted model, not a curated record.